GCACGUGUCGUCACUCACUUUGGUUUUUACGCCAUUUUGAAUGCGAAGGGCGAAUCAUUUUGUUCUUUCGAGCAGUUGCAGCGAAUAUUCGCUCUUUAAUAGCAGAGCGGGGAUUUCUAAGCGAAAGGCGCCAUAGGAUAACAGGCAAACAUUCCAGUACGCCUGAUUUGCGUGGCGCAAAACAGCAGUGAGUUGAACGCAGAAACCUUGCGACAGUUUUGCAGACAGCAUCUUGGCAGCAGCGAUUGCAGCAAUAGCCUGUGCAGUGAUUCAAUAUAUCUGGUGAGCGCUCUGACAGUAGGCAUUGAAUUUGAGAGAUUGCAAAGCGCCUAUUCCGUUUAUCAGGCUCAAAUCUGUUGAAACUACCCAGUUUUAAAAGAAAUGUCCCAGAGCUCUGAAAACAAAAACGACACCAACAAUAACGCUACUGGAAGAAGCCAAGAAGGGACCAACGACUCAAUCUGCCGUGAUUAUCAGCGUGGUGUUUGCUCGCGUGGGUCAAAGUGCAAAUUCAAUCAUCCAGACGGCAUGGGUACUGAGGUCACAAAUAGUCCAAUGAUUUGCCGAGAUUUCCAAAAUGGAAAAUGUAACCGUUCAACUUGCAAGUACUUGCACCUAUCCAACAAUGAGGAGAAGAUAUUUUUACGCACUGGUCAGAUGCCACCAAGACGUGAUGGUCCUAUGCCUUCUAGAGGUGAGCAAACACGUGCAGGACCAAGUGAUCCCAUUUGCAAAGAUUACUUAAACAGGAAAUGCUCUCGAGGGCAAGGCUGUCGUUAUCGCCAUGUGUUGGAAGAGGAUCAAGGAGAUUUUGGAGGUUAUGGGUUUGAUGGUCAUCCUAGCAAACGUCGCCGUGACUCAUAUGAUGGCCAAAACUUCUAUUACCUCAUGGAUGAAAAUGAAUCAUUGCGACGCAGGGUUGCUGAUCUCCAAAAGCAAGUUGCUGACCUCAAAGCCACAAAUGAAGUUCUUUUGGAGCAAAAUGCAAAGUAUCGCAAUCAGAUAGGUGAACGUGGAAGCUACAAUGGUAGUGGAGGUAGCAGUGCAAGGCCUGGAGAUUAUUCCUCAAGCUUCAGUUCCAGUCAGUCAUACAGCACCUCUUAUCCACCACGAGAAACCUAUGCUUCAAAGGAUGCAUACAGUGGCUAUGGUUCUGGAAAAGAUCAGUAUUCUUCCUCUACUCAGAGUGGUAGUACCUCAUUUGGUGCAUCAGGAAAUUACACUUCUAACUCGGCGUAUGGGACCAAUUAUACCAAGUUUGAUUAGUACUCAACAGUUCAUGUUACAGGACCUUGAGCUGUUUUUUUUCCCUGACAGUGAUGGGUGUUGGCUGAUAGAAAAUUGCUUUGUCUGUGUCUUUUGUGUCAGCCAGUAACUUUAAUUUGCACCAAGUUACAAUAGCAUAAGAAGUAGUUCAGAGCUUCAUUGUUUGGAAUGGAAUGGAAGUUUCUGAGGCAAUCUGGGUUUUUAUUAUGUGACUGCAUGAACUUACAGUCAAUGCAAGUAGAAAGCAUCCAUCCUGGGUGUUUGUUUAAACUGUUCUCUCUUUUCAACAUGGUUGAAGAACAUUUUUAGGUUGAUAUUUUGCUAUAGACAUUUAUGCAGUGUUUUUAUAAAUAUAUAUGACAAUGGGAUAACUAUUUGAGUUAUAUUUUAUUGUGAUUUAAUAAUAAGCGUCCCUUAAAAUUGGUGCACAAAGGGGUUUAUUGUUGUGUUCACUAAGCACACAUUACCACUGACAAGUGGUGUUGGGUUCUUAGCUUGCAUAUUCUUAAUAGGCAUAGACCUCACCACUUUAACCCUCUUUGGGACUGCUUGUUUAUUUUGGAACCUUCAGUGAUACAAACAUAUGUUUUGUGUGUAUAAUGAGGUGCACACAAGCAGCUCCCAGUUGUUCAUUAUAGUAGCAAACCUAUGUAAGCACAGACACUUGAUUACAGAAGUAACACUAAUUUUUGUCAUCAGCUUUGCCUCUGUACAUGGAAAUGUAUACUUCGUAGAACUUAUGUUGACUUUUUUGUGUGUUUAUUUCAACCUCGAUUAACUUGAUCUGCGAACCAUUUUUUAACAUGUACUGCAUGUCCCCUCAUCUUUGAUUUUGCAUCAAUACUGCUUUAAUAAGACACGUGUAUCUCUUUCAAAGGUAAUUGCAAUUAAAGCAUUUUAGGUGAAAACACUUUACCAAAAAAAACAGUCAUUACAAUGUUUUCAAGUGUAUUGUCAAUGUGUAUUGGCUCAUUAAAGUGGAAGUUUUCAUGCCUUUCGUA
Molecule: messenger RNA, 2267 nt
Organism: Orbicella faveolata
Lineage: Eukaryota; Metazoa; Cnidaria; Anthozoa; Scleractinia; Merulinidae
Product: zinc finger CCCH domain-containing protein 10-like
Biological process (GO): regulation of RNA splicing
Molecular function (GO): metal ion binding; RNA binding
Source: RefSeq, a predicted model, not a curated record